Molecule: messenger RNA, 1773 nt
Organism: Vespula vulgaris
Lineage: Eukaryota; Metazoa; Arthropoda; Insecta; Hymenoptera; Vespidae
Product: odorant receptor 13a-like
Exons: 7
Coding region: 16-1206 (396 amino acids)
Biological process (GO): sensory perception of smell; detection of chemical stimulus involved in sensory perception of smell
Cellular component (GO): plasma membrane
Molecular function (GO): olfactory receptor activity; odorant binding
Source: RefSeq, a predicted model, not a curated record
GUCGCAAAAGCCUACAUGGAUAAAAGUCAAGUGGAUAAGAAAAAAAGAUCGCACGUGGAUUACGCUUGUGGCUGGAACAACUACAGCAUGAGAUUCAUGGGGCUUUGGCCGAGAGAGCAGAUGAUCAAUCCAUCCGAGAACAUGAAAGUUUUCGCCGCGAUAUUUUUCAUGUUUUUCUUCGUAAGUUUACCGCAGACGAUAAAUCUUUUCUUCAUCUGGGGUGACUUCGAUCUGGUCGUGGAAAAUCUAUCUAUGGACAACAUGACUAUCUCUAUUGCGAUUAUGAAAACUCUCGCUUUUUGGUUUAAUGGAAAAUCCCUGAAAGGACUGUUAAAUUCUAUGGAGGAGGAUCGUAAGGAAGCUACGAGGGACGAGGACAUUAAGAGAAUGAUGAUCGUAGCUGAAAUCUCAAGAAAAAUAACCAUAACAGCCAACAUAAUGUGUAACAGUCUCGUCGUCUUUUACGGCAUAAUGCAUUUGGCAACAAAUUAUACGAGCGCCCGUGGACUCUUCUUCCCAGCCUAUUUUCCAUGGGAAACGAAACCCAGUCCAUAUUACGAGAUAACUUUUUUCGGACAGCUUAUGGGUUCCUUCUAUGCUUGCGCCACUUAUUCCGUGGUCGACACGUUCGUCGCGACUCUGGUGUUACACGUUUGCGGACAAUUGGCUAAUCUUAGACACGAGCUAAUUGAUUUGAGAAGAGAAACGAAGGAAGAAUUUCAAGCGAAGUUAGGCGGCAUCGUGAAGAAACACGAUUACCUUAACGAAUUCACAGAAACGAUCGAAAAUUCCUUCAACUCGAUGUUACUGAUUCAAAUGUUAGGAUGUACCAUAACACUUUGCUUGGAAAGCUUUCAAACUCUCGAGUUUCUAACAGGUGAAAAGGAUAAAUUCUUUCUAUUGGAACUCGGAUGCACCAUAUUCUACGUCUGUUAUAUCCUAAUUCAACUUUAUCUUUAUUGUUACGUAGGCGAGAAACUUCUUUCAGAGAGUACAGGAAUCGCGGACGCCGCCUACGAAUGCGAAUGGUUUAACCUGUCACCGAACGAAGCAAAAUGUCUCAUACUGAUCAUGCGUCGUGCAAGAUCGCCCUUGCGCAUUACGGCUGGAAAAUUCUGUUCCUUCAAUCACGAGCUUUUCAGCGAAGUCGUUAAAACAUCGAUGAGUUAUUUAUCCGUUCUCUACGCAAUGAAGAACGAAGAAUGAAAAUAAAAGUAGAAUAAAUGUGACAUAGGAUUAACAUUAUAAUUAUUGUAAAGUCUAGUAAUAUUUUUUAAAUAAUAACUAGACAAAGGGAACAAUAGCAAUUUGUAUUUAUGGAAAUAAAAAUCCUCCGUCCUAAAUCUUGUCAUUUAUUUUCCCGGAAACCAUAGUUCAUACUUUCUCGCUAGAUAUAUAUCAAGAAAAAAAAAAAGAAAAAAGAAACUAGUACUAGUCGCGUUAAAAAAUUUGACAAAUUUAAUCCGCGUCUCGUUGUUAGAAUAUCAAGGUCGAUAUAAAGAGGACAUCUAUAAACCGUAUCAUAUAAAAUUCAAUCGAAGUACCACGUCAGAGAAGUAAAAUGCGCGCGUUGCUUCUAAAAUAUCGGGAAAGAAAAGAGGGGGUGGUUAGAUGAGUAGAGGAAGGGAGAGAGGAAGAGAGAGAGAGAUUGAGAAAGGGAGAAAGAGAGACGAAGAGCGCGUAAAUAUUAAAGAGAUGUUCGAAAGCGCAGGUUGCACGAGAGUUCAUCGAAUAUGCAACAUAAAAUUGAAGAUAACAUAUUCGUUCCCACGU